AUGGACUAUGAGGCGAAUGACUCGCGUCAGGGCUCGCGAAGGUCCAUUACGCCUACUCCGACUACAACUGCAGCGGCGCGAAACAAAAAGCGCAAGCUUGAAUCCUCUCCGUCGACCGCGUCCGCUCAGCCAUCAUCUUCGAAGGCAGCUGUAACGAGAGCCUCCUCGAAAUCGACUAGAAUCCUGAGAUCCAACGCAUCUCAGGGUAACGCGACUGACGACAGCACUGAGUCUCACACGAGCGAGGCUUCGACCGACAAUGGCUCGCUGUCUAGCUCGGCCUAUGCCGAAGAUGACGAAGACAUGGAGCGGCAGAGCGCACCCACAGCCGCGACGAUGGAGUCCUUGCGUUGGGAGAUCGUGACUACCGGUCACAAGACGCCGACGGCCGCCCACGGCAACGAAGUGACGAUCUUAUACAAGUUUCUCGUCGACAGCAAUCUGAUUGGACGCGCAUCGAAGCAGAAGUUUGCCAUUGGCGAUGGGUCGUUCGCAUUGCAGAACGCCGAGAUCUUCUAUGGCGCCACUCCAGGACAAGUUCGCCACGUCUUCGUCCCUGUAGAGAUGGCGAGGCAGGUGGAUUUAUUGAGGGAUCAUGUACAGGAGACCUCGACCGUGAUACUAGAAUUUACCGUGCUUGCUGUGGCUCCGACCACCUCACAUUAG
Molecule: messenger RNA, 666 nt
Organism: Schizophyllum commune H4-8
Lineage: Eukaryota; Fungi; Basidiomycota; Agaricomycetes; Agaricales; Schizophyllaceae
Exons: 6
Coding region: 1-666 (221 amino acids)
Source: RefSeq, a predicted model, not a curated record